CUACUCUUACAAUCCCAUUUCUGGGAAGUAAAUAUGUGAUAAGUCCUGAAAAAUGUAGGCAAUAAUAUUGUGACGAUCAUAGAGUUGAAUAGCAUUAAGGACAAAACAUUAUGCUGCAUAUCAAACGGUCUUGUCAGCAACGGAUAAAUAAGCUUUAUACUUAAAUGACACUUGACAAAACAGAAAGUCAUGAAGCGGAACACUACACACACCACAGCAGGUAUGUGUACAGUGAGCCAUCAUGUCCAAGCGGAUGUACCACCCAUGUCAUAAACUGAGUGUACCAUCCGCAAAACUAUUCUGGUGCCGACAUUGUAUGCAGAUGUUUGAAGAUGCCAUCUCUCGUUGGAAACACAGCAAAAAAUGUCACGCAAGUCCCGGAUAUAAACAGAAAGAUCAAGACGCAAGGGUUGUACAACUAUAUGUAAAACCUGAUAAAGUUUCUUACACCUCAAAUGUAACUCCUGGACAAACUGUUUAUCAUAAACCACAUGUGAAAAAGACAUCCGCUGACUUGAAAUGUGUUAUUUGUGGCACCAAAUUUUAUUCCCUCUAUGAUAUGCGAAAACAUGUAAAAGAGCCUUGUCAAAAAUCAGACAACAGUGUUGCUAAUACACAUAUUGAACUAAGUGAUACAGAAGACGAUAGCGAGUCAUUUUCCAGUUUGAAAAUACGUCGCGUAGAAGCUGAAGAGGAAGACAAAUCGAGUGUGGAAACAGCUUUAUCUGUGUUGGCGGAAGCUUCAAAACACGUAGAAUCUCUGUCACAUGCUGGAGAAGUGAUACUUGAGCAGGUUAUUGAAGAAGUUCCGCAGAUCCUUGAACGUUUAUCGCAGCCUGUAGGCAACAGCUGUGCAUGGUAUGAUUUAGCGAAUCAAGUCACAGAAGAAAAUAAACAACAACAACAACAGCAGCAACAGGUCAAGGAAGUUGUUGUUGCAUAUCCAAGGCCACAAGUGAGGCCUGAGUUUGGCACUGUUGUUGUAGCGCUGCAGUCAGAGGACGGGAACCAGCUUCUGCAGGACUCAAUAGAUCUAGAAACCAUACAGGAGUGUGUCAAAGAUACUGCUAGUACAUUUCCUAUUGGUCAGAUUAUUCAAAUCCAGCUAGAGAACUCGGACAAGUAUCGGCACUUCGUUGUGGGAUAUCAAGGUAUUAUCUGGCCAAUAGAAGAAAACUCGUUGAUUGCUGCCACAGAUCGCCAGGAACACACACAGAACACUGUUCUUAGUCAUAAAGUGUCGCCAACAUUUCCUGCUCCAGAAAACGAGCAGGAACCUAAUCUCAACCUGCCAACAUCAUCCUUAACACAAAUCUUGACAAACACUGCACAAAAUAGUUCCAUAGAAGGUGCAGGCGAACUUAAAUUUCAACUAGUCAAUGCACCACUGGUUGAUGCCACUACUGUAUUUUCCCAGGAAGUUGUAGUAGCAAGUGAAGAAACUGUUCAGCAAGGAGAAGCAACAAAAUACAGGGAGGAGUCUUGCAUAAAUUCAGUUUGUACAGAAGAUAAUAAUAGCUUGGUACUGAAAGAAAGUAGUACACAGAGUGUACCAAACAAUUUGCCAACUUUUCCUCCUGGUCAAAAUUUUGAGAACUUGUUCCAAGUGCCUUUAGUACAUAAUCAGGCACAUCUAGUUGAAAGUAAUCAAGAGAGAAGUGCAAUUUCAGAACAGCCCAGUGUGCAAGGAACAUUUUCUGUGGGACAGACUGCCAUACAGGAAGUGCAGACAUUUCCUUCACAAUCCAGUAGUGAGUCUCUGGUAGAAGCUUUACUAAGGGGAAGUGUGGUUAUUUCCCAACCCACAGCUGUUCAGAAUCAGACAGAGAUUGCAGUGGUAGAGAUUACUGACCAACACUUGAGAGAUUUGUCAAAUCAGGACCUUUUGAAAACCUACGGACAAAAUCCACAAUGGCCAGUGGAGAACAUGUAGUGGAAGAUCUGUUUGGAUUUGCUGAGCUUACUGGAGAAACAGUUUCACCAGCAAUAGAUGCCACAAACAAGAACCAUUUGAUUGUUGAUAAAAAACCUGAAGAAUCAACAAAAUUCCAUUUUGAAAAAGAAAAAAUUAAGAGAGAUA
Molecule: messenger RNA, 2080 nt
Organism: Mercenaria mercenaria
Lineage: Eukaryota; Metazoa; Mollusca; Bivalvia; Venerida; Veneridae
Exons: 7
Coding region: 242-1933 (563 amino acids)
Source: RefSeq, a predicted model, not a curated record